This is a messenger RNA of Penicillium waksmanii, 183 nucleotides long. RefSeq lists its product as uncharacterized. The transcript has a single exon. NCBI's taxonomy places the organism in Eukaryota, Fungi, Ascomycota, Eurotiomycetes, Eurotiales, Aspergillaceae. The record is from RefSeq and is a predicted model, not a curated record. Bases 1 to 183 code for a protein of 60 amino acids.
AUGUCCUAUCAGAACCAUCAAACUACCGGACCCCUCUGGAAUCUGAUACAUAAGAAAUGCAUGAUUCAGGAUGUCUUCCCAGCCACAUCUUAUCCCACAAAGCGUCAAGCUGCAAUGAUCCUGGACUCUGACGUGGCACGCCUGAGCAAGACAAGCAAGGCCUGCAACUCGAAGCAACCCUAA